AUGGAAAUCGACGACGAGGCCGAAAUCAUGCUCAAAUCUGUAAUUCAGCCGUGUUUCGAGGCUGUUACGCUCGUCGAUACCUGGGACGUCGACACCCCGGACUCAAGCCUACCUGUCCACGAGACGUUUCCAUUUUUCUCGAAAUUCCCCAACGAGAUAAAAUGUAUGGUCCUCGAACAGAUGCCGAGAGUUGAUUUACUCAACAUUCGUUACACUUGCAAGAUGUUGAGUGAACUUGCAUUGGACGCACUGGUUACGCGGGACUCAACGAGGAGAGCCCCACAGUUCCUGUGGUGGGCUGCCCUCUUCGCUACCGAUCAAGAAGGCGUCAAGAUGAUCAAACGUUUCAACACACGCAAGGUCAAGGCGGCCAGUGUCAAUACAAUUUAUUGUACCAAGGAUCGUUACUGCACCGCCCUUCACCUUGCGGCUGCCAGAAACGCCCUCCCCAUCGUCGAAGCCCUACUCGAGAUUGGGGCUGAUGUGCAUGGCACAUCACGCAACCUGGAGUCCAUCCUGAUGGAAGCGCUUGGGCCUCGGUUUGAGAUUUCUGGACAUCUCAGAUCCAUGAUCCAAGACAAAGCCAGUCUAGACUGCAUUUUGCAGAGUUCGUGGCAGCCACUCUUUGUCCCGGCCGUGCUUGGUUCCUAUGGCGUCCAGAAAAUCUUGCUGGACAAGGGAGCCUCUGGUUGCUUGACGUCGCCUGUCAAUAAAAGUAACUUGCCCGUUAUCGGGAGCUCUCUUUUGAGGCCCAAGCCUGGCUCGAUGUUACUUACGCUACUCCAUUUGCCGAGCAUACUGGUGGUGAUGAGCGUCAUUUCCCUCGAAGUCAGUCACCGUCUACACCUGGCCAAUUUCCAAUGCCCCGGCUCUGGGUUUACGCCUCUUCAUCUGGCUGUCCUGAACGGGAACCAUCGCGCGAUCGGAUUUAUGGUCGAGCAAGGAUGUGCCGUUAACGCUGUUGACCGUUCGGGCGGAUCCCCGUUGUUUCGAGCCGCUGAGAUGGCCGCAGCCCACCCUCGUGGGGACUUCCGCAAAAAGGCCUUCGAAGCCCUUGAGGGCUUGGUCACCUGCAACGCCGACCUCAACCAACAUCACGCAGGAGUCCAGGGUGAGACUGUGUUGAUCAGGUUGGCUUUUCUGGUUCGCCACCACUGGAGACGACGCCACGCUGAUAUCAAACGAGUCAUCGAGUAUUUGAUCCGGUCUGGAGCCAGUGUCAACGAUCGAGACAAUUUCGGUUCCACCAUGUUGAGCGUCUUCUGCAAAGCGGUCAAGGCAUCGAAAGGGAACCGAAGUAUUGAGGCCUACUUCUUUCGACUGGUCAAUGUCUUCGGCGCCGACCCCAACUUACACUCCAUGCCGCCCGCCGGGAACGUAACCCGGAGCCUGGUCGGAAUGUCCAUUGAGCUUGACAGCAUCCACCGAUUCACCACUGCCCUCGACCAAGCCGGAAUGAGACUUCUAUCUCAUGAAGUCGAUCAUGUUUUCGAUCUCUACGUACGUGUCGCGCACUAGAACUCGCGGUACGAUAUCGUGGGGCACCACGGAAACAGCCUCAGUCAACAACAGGUCGAUCGAGCCUUUUCCACUCUUCUGACCACCGACAAAAGAGACGGCGAAGAAAGGUUUACCACCCUCAGAAACAGGUUUUCCG
Molecule: messenger RNA, 1657 nt
Organism: Ilyonectria robusta
Lineage: Eukaryota; Fungi; Ascomycota; Sordariomycetes; Hypocreales; Nectriaceae
Product: ankyrin repeat-containing domain protein
Exons: 1
Coding region: 1-1518 (505 amino acids)
Biological process (GO): RNA processing
Molecular function (GO): protein binding; RNA binding; RNA nuclease activity
Source: RefSeq, a predicted model, not a curated record